UGGCGGUUAAGCGGCGGAGUGCUAUGGAGGGUCGGGGGGCGGUGAGUUGACAGAAGGCGGACAAGAUGGCGUUCGCGCGGCGGGUUUAUAAUUCUCUCUUCAGGCGCACCUCUACCUUCGCCCUCACCAUAAUAGUGAGCGCUUUCGUCUUCGAGAGGGCCUUCGACCAAGGCGGGGACGCGCUGUUCGAGCACCUGAACAGGGGGAAACUCUGGAAACACAUCAGACAUAAUUACGUGAAGAAUGACGACUAAAGUGCAUUCCAUGCUGCAAGAUACUUUCCAUUUGUUUUGGAUGAACUGCCUGGUACUUGAGCUUCCAUCGAUGGAUCAUAUACCAGGAUGAACUUUAACAGACUGUUGCCAAUCCUAUUCUCUGCAAGCAUGAAUUAUUACUAUGAAUGGACUAAGAUGGGGCAUAUCUGCAGAAAUAUACAUUGCUGGCAUAUGUAAUAAAUUCUAUGAACUCCU
This is a messenger RNA of Callorhinchus milii (elephant shark), 470 nucleotides long. It is a transcript of the gene uqcr10, whose product is annotated as cytochrome b-c1 complex subunit 9. NCBI's taxonomy places the organism in Eukaryota, Metazoa, Chordata, Chondrichthyes, Chimaeriformes, Callorhinchidae. The transcript is spliced from 2 exons. Bases 66 to 254 code for a protein of 62 amino acids. The record is from RefSeq and is a predicted model, not a curated record. Gene Ontology annotation, biological process: mitochondrial electron transport, ubiquinol to cytochrome c.